UCCUUGAUUAGGCGCGCAUUGUUGGCAUGACCCCGUUACGAGAAGAUUUCAAUUUUUGUCGAUUUUUAUAUAUUUUAGGCAACUGUAGAAGUGGUUCUGCGUUGUACAGUUCCAUUAUGUCUGUUUUCUUCUAGCUCAAUUGCUUUGUUUUGUCAGCAUAUCAAUAACCACUUCAAGGAUAAAUCUGAGAACUGCAACUUAUUUCUCUGUCCGCGUUGUACACAAGGGUUCACAACUGGACGUUACUGGCUGAGACAUUAUGAAAGAACCCAUGCUGUCAAGCAAAGUACGUCACAGUCGCACAAAGAGAAAGGAAGGCAAAGUCUGGAGGAGUCACCUUCAAUCAGUACUCAUUGUCAGGAAGAAGCUGAGGUUGAGACUGAGGCCUGGUGCUUGGAUGAUCAGGGUGAGAAAGGCUCUACAGCAAAAACUGAAGACAGUAGCCGGGAGAAAAUAGCACGUUUCUUGCUUCGAUUGCAAUGUGAGCAUGGGAUGUCACGGGCUGCAACAUCUUUCGUGGCUAGUGAGAUAGGAGAAAUCGUCGACACCGCUCUUAAGGAGCAGAAUGAGAGCAGAGCAUCAAAGUCGUCUUCAGUUAAGCAGGCUUGUGAAGAGUUUGCAAGCGAGUAUAAAUUGAGCAAAUUCUGCCAUGAGGAGCUCUGCUACAUUGCACCUACGACUCAGAUCCUUACCACAGGGGGUGGUGAAUUCCAAUCCAGCUAUCAGUAUGUGGAUGUCAAGAAACAGCUGACAAGUCUCUUGGAAAAUGGCAGGCUGGAAAACUGCAAACGGGACAGAUUGGUCAAGCUUGUGCUCUACUUUGAUGAAUUUGGUGUGUGUAACCCUCUGCGGAAGAAAGCAUCUGAUUAUAGUCUGGGUGGUUGCUAUUUUGCGGUCGAUGAGGGCUUGUCAAUGUCGGUGCUGAGUGACAUUCAUCUCCUCCUACUAUGUCCUACAAAGCUCAUCAAGCUUCAUGGUUUGAACACAGUCAUGAAGCCUGUGACAGAUUCCCUGUGUGACCUCUUGAACAAUGGCCUGGAUACUUGUGGCACUCAUUUUGAUAUCAAAGUGGAGUUUGUGUGUGGUGACAACCUGGGAGUGCAUAAGAUGGCGGGCUUCCAGGAAUCAUUUUCGUCAGGGCAGCGACCAUGCCGAACAUGCCACGCCACAAAUGAGGACUUUGGUACAAAGCUCACAGAGCAAGAGCUGACCCUUCGUACUGAGGAGGAGUACCAAGAAGAGCUGAACAUGUGUGAGAAUGGAGACAAUGAGGAAUCACGAAAAGCAUUUGGUAUCAACUCAAAAUGUGUGUUUGAUGAGCUGAAAGACUUUAAGGUCACAGAGAUGUUUCCACCAGAUAUCGCGCACGAUCUGUUUGAAAGUGGCGUAGUCAAUCAUUCCUUGGCUCUGGUGCUAUCAUACCUGAUUUUUCAAAUCAAACUCUUCACAUUCGCCUCAGUUCAAAAGGCUAUGAAAUCCUUCUCAUAUGCGAGAGUCGACAAAGCGAACACUCCUCCCAUGCUUCAAGCAAAGGGGCGCAAAGUGCUCGUCAAAGGCACUUUCAGUCAGUGCUGGACUUUCCUCCGAGUUCUCCCUUUCAUGAUCGGUCCACUGGUCCCACCAGAUCAAAAGGCGUGGCUUCUUGUGACCGGUUUGCUUUCUCUUGUACAACUCAUUUGUGCUCCACGUAUGGACGGUGAAAUUCUUGCAAGAAUGCAACCUUCAGUAGAGCAGUGGCUGCGUGAGUUCUGUGGAAUGUUCCCGGACUUCAAAAUCAAGCCGAAGUUCCACUACUUAUUACAUUACCGGCACUGGGCAGCACAAAUUGGUUCCUUGAGGAAAGCUUGGACUAUGCGUUUUGAAGCUAAACACCAGCAGUUCAAGAUCUACGCAUCUCGAGCACACAACACCAAGAACAUUUGUAAAACCCUGGCAGUGCGACAUCAAGAAGCGGUAGCUGCAUGCGAAGGAAAGCAAAAGAAGAUGAUGGGGAAGAAAUGCAAGCCAUGCCUAGUUACAGGUGCAUUCGGAUGGGAGGUGGAUGACCGAGCUACGUACACCAAGAUGGCAGUGCUUGCGGGACAGAAGUACUGCGUCGAUGAUGUGCUGAUCGUGAGAAACCCGGCUGCUUCAAGCUCAGAGAGCUGUGAUCUUCUUCGCGUAGCAUAUUUUCAGUUUGAUGCAGUAAACCAUGUCAAAAUCAUCGGUGACGUCUUGAGGGCGCUUUCGUUUGAUGAGCACUAUAUGGCAUACCGUGUGACUAAGGGCGAGAUGAUGAUGAUCCCUUCUGCUUGGAUUUUUGACCCCACUCCGCUGGCUACUUAUUCAGUGCAGACCGCAAAAUACGUGCCCCUCAGGUACCAGAUACCAGGUCUCCGAAUCACCUCUGAAAGCGGUCAACGAUGAAGGCGCUAGUAAACCAUCGAAGUGCUGCGCGCGUCUUCGAAUUCGAGUCUGUCCUGGACCUUGUUCAAAAGGUUCGAGCGUUCUUCGGUCUGCAGGGUGGCGAGUGGGAUCUGGAGAUCUAUGAUGACGACUGGUCCUCGUGGGUCCUGCUGAAUGAGGAAGAUGCGAUAACUGGUGUUCGGCCUCGCAUCAGGACCGUCAUGCGUGGCGAUCUGGUUGUUCUUGAAAGCACUGGGACGACAUCCACUUCGUCAGUGGUGGUUUCGCAGCUGGAUGCACCGGAGCCUCCAACGUCGCCCGAACUCCGUCGAUCAGGGGAAGACGCAGAGAUCCGGCCGAAGUCGGGAAGCGACGCUCGGCCGAAUCUCAACAAACCGCAGGAGUGUCUCGGAUGGAUACUAUGGAAGUCCUGGAUGCCAUGGAAGUGAUCCGGUUUGACGACAGCCAGCUGAGACCUGGACUCCUCGAAAAGCUUCGAAGCAAAAAGCCCGGCUCACCUCUGACCAGGACGGAGUGGAGCGAAGUGACGACAGUCAUCGUGACGUUCGAGAAAGCUUGUAACAGCGUCUCCAAGUCGUUAAGCUCUCCCAUGCCCUUUCUUUUUCCAAGCGUCCUGAACCUUACUCAUGCUCGGUACAUGGAGCUGGCUGACCGCGCCCUUGUUCAAUGGCCGGCGCUGCACUUUGGGUGCAGCCCGAAACAGGCACUGGUAAGCACUUAUUGCGUUGCUGUUUGAUUCCAUCAACUAAUAGAAAAUGACAUCGGUCCAGGUCCGGGACAGUUCGUGAACUUAUCUAAUCGAACUCAGCUGAAUAUACUGAACGGAGGCACUUAGUCACCAUGUCCUGAAUUGGAAAAUAGGUAAUUGAACUGAACCUCAAGUAAAGUCGAUCUGAAUGAACUG
Amphibalanus amphitrite is the source of this 3310-nucleotide messenger RNA. RefSeq lists its product as uncharacterized. The transcript is spliced from 7 exons. The record is from RefSeq and is a predicted model, not a curated record. The coding region runs from base 493 to 2406 and encodes 637 amino acids. Lineage: Eukaryota; Metazoa; Arthropoda; Thecostraca; Balanomorpha; Balanidae.